AUGCGGGGCCUACAGCGUUCGUUGUUGUCGCCGUACUACUGGCCGCUGCGCUGCCGCUCGCUGGGUGAGUGUGUGGUGUAUAGAGUCAGCGCCAGACGGGCUUCAGACCAGGAGAACUGGCGCGUGCUGCUCGUACACUAUGCGGGGCCUACAGCGUUCGUUGUUGUCGCCGUACUACUGGCCGCUGCGCUGCCGCUCGCCGGACGGCUCGAGAUCGCGAGCCAACAGGAGAACUGGCGCGUGCUACUCGCACACUACGCGGGGCCUACAGCGUUCGUUGUUGUCGCCGUACUACUGGCCGCUGCGCUGCCGCUCGCCGGACGGCUCGAGAUCGCGAGCCAACAGGAGAACUGGCGCGUGCUACUCGCACACUACGCGGGGCCUACAGCGUUCGUUGUUGUCGCCGUUCUACUGGCCGCUGCGCUGCCGCUCGCUGGACUGUUCUGGUGCUGUUGCUACUGGUGCCGCUCAGGUCGACGAAGGCGCACGUUCGACCGCAAAUACGACGCGUGUCUCAAGGGCCUACUUGCGAUAGUGCUCAUCGGGUUGCUCACACUUUUCUUGUUCGGAGUAGUCUGCGCGUUCGCGACCGAGGAACAACUCGAUCGAAGCGCCAGCGAAGCACCCAACGCCGUCCGCUCCGGCAUCAAGGACACGAAGGCUUACCUCAACGCCACACAAGCCCACGUGCGAUGGCUGCUCGUCAACAACUAUGCCGAACUUGAGCGGACACUUGACAACCUCCUUACAACCAGCGAAGCACCCAACGCCGUCCGCUCCGGCAUCAAGGACACGAAGGCUUACCUCAACGCCACACAAGCCCACGUGCGAUGGCUGCUCGUCAACAACUAUGCCGAACUAGAGCGGACACUUGACAACCUCCUUACAACCAGCGAAGCACCCAACGCCGUCCGCUCCGGCAUCAAGGACACGAAGGCUUACCUCAACGCCACACAAGCCCACGUGCGAUGGCUGCUCGUCAACAACUAUGCCGAACUUGAGCGGACACUUGACAACCUCCUUACAACCAGCGAAGCACCCAACGCCGUCCGCUCCGGCAUCAAGGACACGAAGGCUUACCUCAACGCCACACAAGCCCACGUGCGAUGGCUGCUCGUCAACAACUAUGCCGAACUAGAGCGGACACUUGACAACCUCCUUACAACCAGCGAAGCACCCAACGCCGUCCGCUCCGGCAUCAAGGACACGAAGGCUUACCUCAACGCCACACAAGCCCACGUGCGAUGGCUGCUCGUCAACAACUAUGCCGAACUUGAGCGGACACUUGACAACCUGCGUACAAAUAGCGGCACGACGGUAUCAAGAAAACUAGGGGAGUUCUCACACGCGGUGUCCGUGACUACGCUGUACAAUAUGGUGCAGCAACUGGACACAGUGCAGGCGGAUCUGAAGAGCGUCCACAACAUCACAUCUAUGCUGCGGAACAACGCCGAACUGCUCAACUCUGGUCUACGCAAAGUGAAGGCUCAACUGCUCCAGACCCUGGCCAAGUGCGAACAGCCGCAGUGCAUCCGUCUGCAGGAGAAAUACAAGAUUGGACAACUCGACACCGAGAUACAGUAUAGCCAGAUGCCGGACGUCUCCGAGCUGUUGAACAAUGUGACGGAGCUCCUGGACAGCCAUAUUAAGGCAGACGUUGAAGAAGGACAGCAGGUGUUCGCCAACAUCCAGGCCGGCAUCCAGCGAUCCGUGGACGACCACAUCCCUAAUGUGAAAGAGGCCCUCGCUGAGACCGGACGCAAGCUCAAAAGCAUGGCGGACCGCGUAACAGCCCUCUCCAACAACGCAUCCGCAAAAAUACAAGAGCACAGCGCAGGCGUCGCGGAUCACGUGCAAGAAUACUACGAAGCGUACGGCCCGUACCGCCGGCACGCGGGCCGGGCUGCUGCCGCUUCUCUGUUGCUUAUCACUUGCGUGGUGGCGUGGGGGCUGGUGUGCGGCGUGUGCGGCAAGCGGCCCGACGUGUACGGCGCUAGCGACUGCUGCAACAAGGGCGCCGGCUCGCGCUAUCUCUUAUGUGGCAUGGGCGUGAUGUUCAUAGUGGGCGGGGUGGUGUCCCUCGUCAUGGCGGUCUACUUCGUGGUCGGCGUCAGCUCGCAGCGUUUCCUUUGCGAUCCACUCACAAACCCUCAAGGCAACCGCUUGUUUGAGGAGCUGGACCGUUUCGUGGACCUCGAAAACUUCAUGUUCAACGAACGCCGCGAUCCGGAUUUCAACCUGUCGCGGGUUCUAACCUACUGCCACAGGAACCAGAGUCUUAUGCAGACACUCCAACUCUACCGCCUCAUCGACUUAGAAUCCCUCAAAGCACAAGCGUCACAAGCGGUAGACCGCAAAGCAGCCGCCCUGAGACCGACGUUCCCCGGCCACGACCGACCAGUCACCAUCCUCAAGCCACAAGCCAAGCUCAAGCUGACCCGGCUGGCUGAAUCGGGAUUGUCGGACUUCGACUUUGAUCGCAUCCUUCAUGCUCUGGAAACCAACAUGACGAACCUAUCUCUGGACACAUUAGCGACGCAACUCGACGCAACAGCCAACUCCCUCGUCGACCGAUCGGGUUUCGUCCGCGUCUCUAUCGAACUACGGGAUGCUGCUGUUAUGUUGACGGCUUAUCAUACUAACAUCGUCACGCCCAUGCUCGAACACACGAGGCUGUUGAACGUGACGGCAACGAGGCUGCGUGACGGACUACGCUUCAACCACUCGUCACUGAAGGAAGCCAUCGGGUACCUCAUACAUGAGACUUCACAGGCAGAGACCUUCCUGAACCGACAGGGGCUGGAUGUCAUACAAACUCUAAUCCAAGACUUCGCGAAGGUCGUAGCUCAGAGACUGAACGAGUACCUGGACAUGGUGACCCACGCGGCCGAGCACGAGGUGGGCUGCUGCGCGCCCAUGUCCAACGCCUUCAACGCCACCAGGGACGCGGCUUGCAAGAAAAUACUCAUGCCCGUGAACGGGUACUGGAUGGCGCUGGCGUGGUGCGUGCUGCUGUUCGUGCCGUUCAUGGUGGCGGCGCAGCGCCUCGCCCGCCUCUACCGCCACGUCGACCCCUACCCCGGGCCGCUCGUCGAGGCCGAGUAUUUGUAUGACGCGUUCGCGGACCGCGAUAACGUACCCCUUGCCAACGCCUACAAGGCAGAGAAGCGCGCGGGGCGAGAGGCGCGGCGCGGGGCCGGGGGGGCCGGGGGGGCCGGGGGCGCGCGGGAGGAGGCGCGCGGCGCCGCGCUGGCCGCGCCCCUCGACGCACACCACGCGCGCAGAUAUAAUGAUAUGGCGCCAAAGCACUGGGAAGAAGGCCCACCCCGCUACCACGGACCCACUGAGUACGAGCGGCCCCCUCCCUACUACUAUCCCGGACCAACUGAUAGACAGUAAACUGGCCCUCACGGAACUAGACGACGACCUGCUGAAAUACUGAGACCGCUCCGCGCGGACCUGAGAACAGAAAGGUUAUAACUACCACAACUGAUGUAGAGCGAUUUGAACUCUAUGCGGUUCGCGCAAGACUCAAUUUAAAACGAAAAUUGUUGAAGAGCCGUUGAGGUUCUUGAGACGAUACGUAAUGAGUAUUUUUCCAAUAUAGCCAAGCCUUGAGGUUAUAUCGAUAUUAUUGCCUUUGACAUAUGACAUAUUAAUUAAUUAUGCAACGAUGACAUAUUUGAUAAGAAUGAUAAUUCGGAAGGUAACAGAGUCGAACCGAGCUAACUCUGCAUUUCAUUUGUAAUGACAGAGUGUGUCAGUGUCAUCAUUCAUGUCAAAUUUCUAUGAAAAUUUAGCGUUUAUAAUGAUACUGCCACAAUUUGUUCUGUUCAAAAUGGUGGCAAACAGACCUAUCUAAUUUGACUAAAAUGCGAAAAAGGUAAUAAUAUAGAUAUUUAUAAUGGCAUUCCAUUUAGGUCUCCCUUAAGGGGAUGUCCCCAUAGUUAGUUGUUGCAAGAUCUUUGUCUAUAGGGUAAUGAAAUCGUAAGUAGUACUGUACCUUAAGUGAUGUUCAUACUCAACAGUAAAGAUUUUAGUCCGACAUAGACGGAUCAAUUUGUUAUGUAAGUUAAUAUCAGUCUCACUUUUGUGUCAUAGACGAUAAGUAUCCUUAUUGAUAGAUGACAAAAAGUGACAAGUGACACUUUGCAAAAACUAGUUUUUACGAAAAAAAGGAAAAAUCCAUUUUAAGUCAUAAGUUAACCAAUAACAUUUACCUACUUUUUAUUUACAAAAACAUUAAAAAAACAUUCAAAAUAUAUAAAACAUUUAAAAAAAGUAGAAACCAAACAAAAAAAAAUUGACGAAAUUGACCUAAACUCAUAUUACCUACAUUUUUGCCUUCUUUUGGCCUCAGAAAUGCGUGGUUAAAAUCUUUCGGGUUCCUUGUACCUACAUAUAUUAUGCAAAUUAUUGGUCCGUCUGUCACCAGCCUAAACUUUACUGUUGUGUUACGGACAAGUCUGCCAACUACUAUGUGAUGGUCAGAUCUUUAAUUAUACAACAUUAGUGUUAACGAGUCGGCCCGUCUAGCCGGAGUCUCACAGUAACUGCCAUAAAUUGACUGUCAUUUAGUAUUUUUUACCGUUUGAGAAGGCUUUAAUUUCUAACGAAAUGCGCAUAACUUGAAACUUAAAAAGGUGCGUCCACACUUCGAUAUUUUUAUUUUGUGUCCAUAGUGGCAUCGUACAACCUUAUUUUGUGGCUUUUCGAGAAUAUGACAGAUGUCAAGACUUUUGUGGUGCUGCCACCUAUUGCUUAAGAAAAACAUAUGUAAAUCUUAAAGACACACGGGUGUGGACGUACGUAAAACAAAUUUAAAAAAUACACGAGUACAUAAUUAUGACAGGCCGUCCCAUGAAAUGAACAUUUGAAAACAUUAAAAAGGAAAUAAAUACAUUAUAAAAGAUCAUUAAGUUAUGCGCAUUUCGUCUUAGGCAAUGUUGCCGCACAAAUAUUGGGAAUUUUGAGUUAUUCUCUAAUAUGAAUUAAUUAUAAGUAAUCUAAUUUAAUCGCUACAAUGAUUUGUUACGAAAAAGACAAUAUCGCCAAACUUUGUAUUGUGAACGCACCGUAGCACCGCUUAUGUAACGUAGUUAGAUUUAUUUAGAAAAGUACUGUUUUAAACAGCUUAAGAGCAAAGAAAACCGGUACACUUUGGAUAUACAUUAUAUUCAAAGUAAUCCUUUUACAAUGCCCAAUUUUUUCAGACAAAAAGUUUUCGGGUUUCGGUAAAGAUGCAUUUUGAAAUCGUCUAUAUCGACAGCAAAGUACCUUUUGCCUGUGAACGUCACUUAAAUAUCUAAAUAAGUGGUGUAUCGGUGCUAGGCUCCUAUUUAACCACGCAAAGUCAUAUAGCGUACUCGAUGUGGCAGUGAAGUAAGAAAUGUCUCAGAUCACAUGUAAUUGUCGGUCGAGGCGAAACCGAAGUCGACAAACAUAUGAUAUGAAGCUUUUUUAUUUACUGCCCGAGGUGUGUAUACUAUUUUUCUGUUCGAUUAAGUGCUGAAACUUCGUUAAGUGCUGAAAGUUGAAGCUUUCCGCACGGGGAACAGAAAAAAAUGAUUUGUGCGUGUCGAAUAGUGGUCAUAGAAGGGAUUCGAUGCAUUUAUUAAUAAGGUUAGUAUACUCGGCCUUCGGCCGCUACUCAUUUAUUCUUAUUGUAAGCUAGCGGCCCGCAACUGGCGAAUCAUAGAUAAUUUAUGCAACUACAUAUUAGUCACAUCACGAAUUUUAAUCUAUGGUCGUCAGUACGUCUGACCAUCGCUCGAUGACUUAUACAGCUAAAUAUAAAUUUAGGUUAUAAUGUCUUUCCUGUGUCCGAAAUGGCAUGAAUUUUGGCAAAAGGAAAUAUUCGUUUUAACCAAAAAUGACUAAAGUAAGGACUCGUAGCACGAACAAUUUCGUACAUCAACCCGCCAACUCCUAUCUCUAUCGUACGCACGUAAUUUUACUGCUGACCAAUAGGAAAUGACGGUAUAAUGUACGAAAUUCUUACUGGUUAGCCUCCUUACUAUAGUAUUUAAAAAAAAUCGUCAGCGAUGGUUGUAAGUGGUAGCCCUAAGAAGUCUAGUGAGUUUGUAUUUUACAAGUAAAGAAUCUUAGUAUCCGCUCGUCUGUGGGCGAGGAUAGGUCCUAUUUAGUUAAUUAUUUGGUGAUUAUCCAUUAUUAGUAAGUGAUUUUUUUAAUUGUUGACUCGGUGCGAGAGAGUGCAAAUUUUUAUUUAGGUGUAUUAAAUGUGUCAUAUUGUAUUCGUUAGUUAGGUUUGAGACGAAAAAAAGACUGCCAAUCUCGAUAUGAAGUUGUUUAAAUUGUGUUAUAGGUGGCGCCUCUUUUGCAAAGUUUCUGGGAUUGUUUUCAAGUGACAAUCAUCUAUAGAAAACUCCAAUGUGUGGAAAUUAUCACAUUAGUUUUUUCGCAUCUGUCAUCCAGAUAAAUUUGUAUUUCGCGAUUGACUUUUGCUGAUUAAAGCGAUCAUCAUCUCAUCUACUGCUAAACUCCUUUGAUUAAAACGCCAUCUAGUGAAUAAAUUGCGAAUUUUUAGAUAGAGUUAAACCACGCUAGAGUAACGCCAUCUAGUAUAAUAGUUAUGGAGGUUGGACGUUGUAUGGAGCUCGGCAGUCUGUUUUACUAGUCUCUGGUUAGGCGUAUGUAAUGCCAAAUAUGUCGGUGCGCCGCGGCUAGCCGCCGCUUCCCUUUCCCCUGCUCACUUUACUGUAGCGGGACUUCUGAUCUAUUUGAUAUUGUUUUUGGGUAACACUAUGUAAUUCCCACAAAGUUCGAAAGAAUUAUUAUUGUUUCGGUUAUCGGAAAGCAUCUUCCGCAUUUUUUUAAUAUUUUUAUUUUAUGGCUACUUGAUCGGUUGAGAAAUACUUACACUUUCAAGUUUGAUUCUUAAAUAUAUUUUUCGUUUGAUCUUAAAAUGAUCUAUUUUCGUUUUUAGUACUUAGAUUUAUAUAAUAGGUAUAUCAUUAGUUAAUUUUUAUUACAGCGGAAAAUGGAUUUAGUAACCGAAAUUAUGGAAAUAUGCUUUCGGACUAAUUUGGGAACGAUGUGUUCCCAUCUUUUACCAAGUUACUGCUCAAUCCCCCGUUUUUUAUAAAUUAAAUGUCGGUGCUAUGUUUGCAUCAAGUUUCGGUUCAACAGGGACCCUUUUUGGUUCAUUGUAUUGUAUUUGUACAAACAGCAACACUCCUGUACACCGGUGGACCUUAUUGCAAAAGGCAUAACGUCCACCGAUGUACAGUUAACAGUGUGGCCGAUGGUACAUGUAAUUCGUCACAAGUAGGAUAAGUUAGUGUAUCAAACUCUACGUUUCGUAUGAACUAAGUAACAGUUAAACUUAUUGUAAUCGUCAAUUUUGUCUAUAAAUAAAUAUAUCGAAUGACUAGUUUCGCGACGGCGCUAAGGAAAUUUCGAUGUUAAAGUAAUAUUGGUAUGAAUGAAAUUUCAGCUGCGCGUUGUCGUGAUGUAGAUUAACUGUACCACAUUUUAAGCUAAUAAACUUAGCAUUCACACCCUUACUUUUCUCACCACAAAGCGUUCCUAUCAAUAAUUUAACUUAAAACCAAGUUUGAAUGACACUUCGAUAGCGCGAUCUAGAAAAUGCUUUUGAGAAAACCAUGCCAUCUAUUGGGUAAUCAGGUCAAGUUAAAAUCGAAAUCUAAAUGAUUGUAUGGAAAGAGCAUUGUAAUCCUAAAGUCAUAUUAUUAAAGUUCAUUCUUGAAUAAAGCGGCGUGAGUUUCUGCAGACAGCAAAAGGAACUGCACGCCACGAGUUGGCGUCUGCGAGAACUCGAUCGCAUUCUCUCUAUCGCACCAAUGCAUCAGUGCGAGCGAGAUGGAUUGAGAUCGAGUUUACGCAGUUGCUAAAGUGAACGUUAAGUGUCAACUGGUACGGCUACUGGUGAGAUUUCUGCCAAAAUAUUGUGUUCAUGUAAGUUUCUUCUAGACUGCUAUAGGUAUAAUGUCUUUGCUAGGUUUAUUAGCCAUAAUGUGGUAUGGUCUGGGCCAAAUGGUGUAACUCAAAAGAUCUCUCUAUUCAACGUUUGAGUUACGUUACUACGCCCAGAGGACAGAGAGCCUACCGCGAACGACGUCGACGUGUUGCCUCCCUGU
Messenger RNA from Cydia splendana, 8120 nucleotides. Its product is annotated as prominin-like protein. Bases 1 to 3399 code for a protein of 1132 amino acids. The record is from RefSeq and is a predicted model, not a curated record. NCBI's taxonomy places the organism in Eukaryota, Metazoa, Arthropoda, Insecta, Lepidoptera, Tortricidae. Gene Ontology annotation, cellular component: membrane. The transcript is spliced from 25 exons.